AUGCCUCCCAAGAAGAACACCACCCCUUCCAAGGCCAAGGCCGCCGCUGCCGCACCUGCCCAUGGCUCCUACAUCGACAUGGUUAAGGAUGCUAUCAUCAACCUCAAGGAACGAAAUGGAUCAAGCCGUCAAGCUAUCCAGAAGUACAUCCAAGCCAACAACAAGGUCGGCAACCUUAGCGAUGCUGCCUUCAGGAGUCACGUCAACCGUGCUAUUACUUCCGGCGAGGAGAAGGGUGACUUUGCGCGUCCCAAGGGCACGUCUGGACCAGUAAAGCUUGCGAAGAAGGAGGCCAAGCCUGCUGCUGCCACCGCUACCAAGAAGUCUGAGCCCAAGGCCGAGAAGAAGGUCACUGAGAAGAAGACUACUGAGAAGAAGGCCCCCGCCACCAAGAAGGCCACGACCACUAAGGCCAAGGCCACCACCACCAAGGCUGCUGCUCCCAAGAAGGCUGUCGGCCGCCCGAAGAAGGCCACUGCCACCGCCGCUGCUACCAAGGCUGCCCCUGCCGCUAAGCCCAAGGCCAACGCCAGCAAACCCCGCAAGACAGCCCCCACCGCAGCCCCCGCCGUCGAGGAGGAGGUAUCGCGCGUGCUCGGAAAGACCAAGUCUGGCCGCGUCACCAAGACCAAGGCUCCCGCCGCCGCAACCAAGGCAACCAAGAAGGCACCAGCAGCAAAGAAGACCGCCGCAGCGAAGAAGGCCACCACACCCAAGAAGAAGGCGACGCCCAAGAAGGCAACACCAAAGGCCAAGGCAUGA
Molecule: messenger RNA, 762 nt
Organism: Alternaria infectoria
Lineage: Eukaryota; Fungi; Ascomycota; Dothideomycetes; Pleosporales; Pleosporaceae
Exons: 6
Coding region: 1-762 (253 amino acids)
Biological process (GO): nucleosome assembly
Cellular component (GO): nucleosome
Molecular function (GO): structural constituent of chromatin; DNA binding
Source: RefSeq, a predicted model, not a curated record